CCCUCCUCCUAUGGUCCUGCUGGAGUAGGGGUGUGCAGCUUCUCGUCCCGCCCCUGCCUCUGAGUGACAGCAGCGUGGACAGCUGCCCACCCGGCCGGACCCGCAGUUGGGCCGCCCUGGCUGUGCUACGCUGAGUAAGAAAAAUCAACCAAGAGUGUAAUUUUUGGUGACUGGAAUUGAGUUUGCCUGGAAUGCAGCACAGCUUCUGAGGCCUUGCUUUGGGAAACAUCUCUGUUUUGGCCGCUUUCCAGAGUUCAGACUUGGCAGCAUCAAGGACACAGUGUAAGCAGGUAUUUGGGAGAUCAAAGAUGGGUAGAAAAGACUCAUCCACUACAAAACUUCCUGUCGAUCAGUACAGAAAGCAAAUUGGUAAACAGGAUUAUAAAAAGACCAAACCUAUUUUACGAGCAACCAAAUUAAAAGCAGAAGCAAAGAAAACUGCAGUAGGCAUAAAGGAAGUCGGCCUCAUGCUUGCAGCUAUCCUGGCCCUACUACUGGCUUUCUAUGCUUUCUUUUACCUCCGACUGUCCACGAAUAUUGACUCUGAUCUGGACCCAGAUGAAGAUUAGCUGAGCAGCAAUCAGUAAGGAAGGGAAAUAAUGCUGAUAAGAGCAUCAUUGGAGGCAAAUAUUUUGCCAAUUUCCAAAUCUAGAACAUUUUGAAUAUUUUCUUCUUGGUACUGUCAGUUUGCAGAAAUAUCUUUGUGCCUAUUGGCAUGAAGUAUCUGGAAAUUUUAC
Messenger RNA from Phodopus roborovskii (desert hamster), 737 nucleotides. It is a transcript of the gene Triqk, whose product is annotated as triple QxxK/R motif containing. Bases 309 to 569 code for a protein of 86 amino acids. Gene Ontology annotation, cellular component: endoplasmic reticulum membrane. NCBI's taxonomy places the organism in Eukaryota, Metazoa, Chordata, Mammalia, Rodentia, Cricetidae. The transcript has 5 exons. The record is from RefSeq and is a predicted model, not a curated record.